AUGUGUAACUUUGAGAAAACACCAGUUCUUGAGCACGAAAAAUAUGCAUUUGACAUAGAUAUUCACACGAAGUCACAUAGCCUCCUUCCAGAAACAUCUGUGUAUAAAUCUUCAUAUUUUCGUCGCGAUAGUAAUGAUAGUACAACUUCAGUUGACAAGAUUUAUCAAUCAUCAAUGAGACGUCUUGCUCGCAUAAAUCUGAACAGCGAAAAAGAACAAAGUAGAUUAGAAAUGCAAUAUUGUAUAUUUACUAUACUUUGGAAAAAUAGCUUUUCAUCACCGAUAGAAAAACGACUUAAGGAUGGUGGUGCUUGCAUACUGGUUGUUGGAACCAACCCAUCAAUAAGAACAUUUGACAUGGCACAUACAUACCCUCAUUCAACAUUCAUCGGUCUUGAAAUAUCAUCAUAUUCCUCCUCUUACUUUACCUCACCUCCACAGUCACCAACGCUUGCCGAACUUCCUAAUGCUACGAUUCUUCAUGCUCAUAGCUUAGGAUAUAUACCAUUUCCCGAUGAAACGUUUGAUUUUGUGCUCUGUGAAAAUGGAAGAGUUUUAAAAGUUGGUGGAUGGAUUGAAAUAAUGAUAACAAAGAAUUGUUUGGGUAAUUGCGGCCCUAUUACCCAGGAUCUCGUUGGUGCAUAUUUUGAAUUUAUUGGUGAAAGUUUUGAAUCUGAUUUAAAUGAAAAAAGGUUGGAAGAAUUAAUAAUAUCAAGUAAACAAGUUGAAAAUGUAUUCUGCGAAUCAAAAAAUACAUUAUUAGGGGUUAAUGGUGGAAGGAUUGGUGAACUGUUGACAGAUACAAUUCUUCAUCCAAUAAAUCAUAAUAAAGUUGAAUUAUCAAAAUUUAUGAACAUUUCUUUACCAGAUAUUGAUGAAAUGUGUAAUGCUUCUUACAAAGAGAUCGAUGAUUUCAAAAGUUUUUUUAAAUCUUUCAG
Messenger RNA from Scutellospora calospora, 938 nucleotides. Lineage: Eukaryota; Fungi; Glomeromycota; Glomeromycetes; Diversisporales; Gigasporaceae. The record is from the annotation of a GenBank genome assembly.